Messenger RNA from Hippocampus zosterae (dwarf seahorse), 3585 nucleotides. Its product is annotated as discoidin, CUB and LCCL domain-containing protein 1. The coding region runs from base 54 to 2045 and encodes 663 amino acids. Lineage: Eukaryota; Metazoa; Chordata; Actinopteri; Syngnathiformes; Syngnathidae. The record is from RefSeq and is a predicted model, not a curated record. The transcript is spliced from 15 exons.
CCAGAGGCUCCGCGGGUUACACUUUUCUCGCCUGCAACUGAGCACCGAAAACCAUGAGAACAAAGAGCGAAAACCUUGGAGAUGCGCUGAAAUCACUUUUAAUUGUAUUCUGCCUUGUAUUUUGCGCUUUUUCAAUACGCGUCCACGGCCAAGAGGGUGAUGGCUGUGGAUAUACAGUACUGGGCACAGAGUCUGGCACCUUAGCCUCAGAGAACUACCCGGGCACAUAUCCCAGUAACACCCGGUGCACGUGGAAGCUUCGCGUCCCAGAAGGGCGCACGUUGCGACUUCUUUUUGGGGAUUUUGACAUCGAAAGUAGUCCCGGUUGCAGUAAUGGCUCCCUCGUCAUCACAGAUAAAUAUGGGCAUCCCGGUCUAGGACCGGUUUGUGGGAGACUAAAUGCACCACAAAAGAAUAUGACACUCGCAAGCAACGAAGUGACAAUAAUCUUCAAGUCGGGGUCACAUCGGUCCGGACGGGGCUUUCUACUGUCCUACGCCACAGACCUUUAUCCUGAUAUGGUCUCUUGUUUACAACGAGGGUCUCAUUUUAGCUUGCCACACGUGAGAGUGUACUGCCCUGCCGGCUGUAAAAAUGUGCCUGGAGACAUAUGGGGAGGUCCCGAUCAGGGCUACCGAGAUACAUCGGUGCUGUGUAAGUCCGCUGUGCAUGCCGGCGCAACGUCCGACCAGCUCGGAGGUCGUGUGAGCGUGAGCCGUGAGAGGAGCCUGACGCUUUACGAGUCCACUUUUUCCAACGGGAUCCUUUCUAAAACGGGCUCAUUAUCUGACAAGAAACUGGUGUUCACUCAAGAUUGUAAUAACAUCCUGACGGUGUAUGGUUUAAACGCCUCAUCUUUUGGUGACAAAGAAGACAAACUGUCCUGGUCCGCCAAGAAUGUGCAUUCUGGACACGAGGGGCUCGUCUGGACCGCAGGCUGGAACGAUUCAUCGCCCUGGGUGGAUCUUCGACUCGCUGAUAAAAGCUCUAUCACAGGAGUGAUCACAAUCGGAUCGAGCGAGAACCACGUCAAAUCCUACUCGCUGCUCUUUAGCAGAGACAGGACGAACUGGAAAGUUUACAAAGACGCUGUCAGCAAAGAAGAAAAGGCUAAAUCAAGCAGCUUUCUCUCUCUUCCAAGGUGUUUGAGGCCUUUGCCGACGAUCACCCGAGGGUGCUCAACAGCCUGUUUCCUCCGGCCGUGGCUCGCUUCGUCCGUGUGCGGCCUCAGCGCCGGCACGGCCGAGGUUCGGUUCAACUCCAAAUCCUGGGCUGCCCUGUCAAAGUCACGCCAAGAUCUCGCUCAACUGAGAGUAGAAUCUCCGUCCGGCAAAGCUAACACGGCGACUCCAAAAACAUCUCCCACGACUACGGAACGUCCCGUUUUGGUGGAAUCCAAGCAGAGAUCCAGUCAACCAGUCAUCGUUGCAGUAGGAGUGGUCCUGGGACUAAUCAUGUGCUUCUGUUGUUUGUUGGCUGGAGUCUGGUGGAAGAGAAGGAAAAAGGCAACCCAAUUGAAAUACUCCGUGCCAAUAACAGGUUGCCAAAGUUUCCAGGAGAAGACUCUGCCGUGUCCUCCAUCAGAGCUCAUCUCAUACCCUCUGGAGCGGAAUAUCCACGACAACCUACCGAGCCCCCCACGCAAUGACUACGCCCAACCCGCUACUGGACAGAAGGUGGGCUCUACAUUUCGCCCCUCUUCAGACGAGGCCUACACCAUCCCUUUCACGUUCGUCCACUACGACUCCCCUGGGAACCUGCCGGAGUACGCAGAGCCGCUUCCGCCGGAGCCCGAAUACGCCACACCGUUCGGCGAGCAAGACUGCGCACCCACAGCAGGGGGCACUCACAGCAGCGCACGCGGGCACCCGCUGGCGGCAUCUCUCGACUCGCCAGGGAGCUACGAGUGCCCCUCCCAUAGGAUGCUGGACAAUGGCUACUGUACUCCCGCCCUCCACACCAACGCACCACGACCUGCAAGCGUUGUCUAUGCCGAGCCGAAGUCAUGUUACUCUUUACUACAGCAGUACGAGGAACAUUUGUGACGCCAACUCACAUGAACCGGGAUGGACUGUGUUGUCCGAGAUGGGCCAAAGCUGACACAGAAGAUUCGCCAGUGACAUAAGAACCCAAAAGUGGAUCACAACGGUCACGUGGGAGCCGUCACAUACUACUGUGUAUUCUGAAAGGAGAACAAAUCCACAAUGUUGCACAAAGAAAACAUGACUCCUUCAAAAUCUCAUUAUGUAUUUUGUUUAAUGAUUAAAUCAUUGUUUUGGUCACAAGCUGCACUUUCAGAAAACUGUUUUACAGUAAAACAACAAAAUACACGUGAGAAUGCAUGCAUGAGUAUUUACAGUCACUUUUUCUUCCAACUGUGAUGCACUGGGAAUGACAUCGUAGCCAAAUACUGUAGUGGCUCGAAUGAGCUCUUAACAUUGAACAGGUAGACCGGACAAUUGUUUUUACAGUACUAAGUGCAAGAUGCUAAUAAAAGAAUAUUUUAUGACACAAAGGCACAAUGGACAUGUUGAGAUUCUACAUUGUAUCUGUGCAGAAGGGGAAAAAAAACUAAAUACUGUACUUUUUUUUUUCUUACAUUAGUGCACAAAAAAUGUCUGUCCCACGCACCAACCUUUAUGGUGCGGCAGUUAUCUUAAAUUCAAGAUUCAUGUUAACAUUUAAUAAAUAAAUUGUGCUUUUUUGUGUUAAUUACCGUUUUAACUUUUUUAUAAUGCAACUAUUGGUUGCAUAAAAAAGGUGUCUUGAUUGAAGGUCUUUGAAGUGUCAUUUUGAGAAUAGAAAAGAAAAUUCACUUGUAAGGCACAACAAACUAUUUUACAUGUGAACACAGCUCAUCAAUAAAUCCAUCACGGGUCACAACUUUCGGUACAACAUGGGUUUUAAACCACUUUUGACAACGAUGUGAUGCUGCUCUACAAACAAAAACAUCAUAUGGAAACAGAAUUGAUGUCAGUAGAUUGAGCUAGUCGUGUAACUAACAAUGUCCUCUGAGCAUUCGGUAUUCUUGCUGAUACUGAGCAGUGACCAAGACAGCUAAAGCUACUCGCAUCUCAUAUUUGAAGAAAAAAUAAAGCUAUUACAGGAGGCAACAGUGGAACCUCCAAAGUCACCAGAAAAUCUUGGUUGUAAUCCACAUCUUGAAAUCAUUCAUGAGCAAACAGGUGCAGAAAAAUUGGCAGAACACUCAUAAAACUAAAUCCAAGUAAAAUGACUCACUUCUUGAUGACACAUAAAUGAGACGGAAGAUAAAAGGUGUGGUGGGGUACUGUCACCUCCAGGUCAAAUUGUAACCAGUUUGUGUCCUAAGAACACAUACUGGGUUAUAUAGGGCUGUUUUAUUGGCAUGCACGGUUGAAGGUGUAUCUCUAUCAUUAGCAAAGGCACAUACUUAACAUAAGACAAAUUGAAGGCACACAAGUUGCAUUAAUUGCUCUUCAAUACGUCACUGGCAUAGAUAAGAUGAAGAAAGACGUGACUUGUCGACCAAAUGAUUACUGGACUACUUAGGCAAAACUAGAUCAUUUCUGGCAGCGCACUUGAUAAUCCCUCUUUGUGCAGCGA